AUGGACACCAAUGAGAAGAUUCACAUUGAGAAGCUGAAGGGAGCAGAGAACUAUCAGACCUGGAAGGUGCUGAUAAAGCUUCUGCUGACUGAGAAGGGUCUCAAGAAGACGAUCGAUCCUGAGACCAGGUCAAGCGAGGAGUUGGCUGCAAGGACUGCAGCAGUGAAGGCAAAGGAAGAAGAAGAUCAAGAGAAGGCUCUGGCAGCAAUUGGUCUUCGAGUGUCUUCAGAAUUCCUUGGGAUCAUCACAGAUGCUGAUGGAUCUGCAAGAGCAGCCUGGGAACAAUUCUCAAGGAUGUUCCAGUCUGUGACAAAUGCAAGAAAGAUGAUGCUCAGGGAGAAGCUGGCAUCACUGAAAAUGGAGAGUGGAGAAUCAGCAGCGAAGUAUGUUGCUAAAGCAAAGGACCUCAAAAGAGAUUUGCUGCAAGCAGGUCUAGACGCUGGAGACGUAGAUCUUGCUGCUGCAUGUGGUUUGUCCAGGUCCUACAGGGAGAUUAGGAUGGCACUAGAGCUGCAAGAAAAAGCUAUCUCCCUGGAUGAAAUGCUUCCUCUCCUCCUCCAGCAUGAAGCCAGACUCGAACGUGAUGAGGAAACAGAUCAUGGAGAGUCCUCCAGUUCAAUGGCCUUCGCGAGCAAAGGCUUCAAGCAGCAUGCGGGGAAGUCUCAGAGCAGAAGACCAGGUCCUAAGUGCUGGACGUGCGGAGAAGAAGGUCACAGAUCCUCGGAGUGCUCUCAGAACAGAGACAAGGACGAGGAGUGCAGGAAGUGUGGACUGAAAGGCCACAUCGCAAGGAACUGCAGAAAGAGAGAUUCGGGCGAAGGAAAGAGUGGAGAAAACAGGGACAAAGGGACGAGGAGAUCCAUGGUGUUUGCCUGUCCUCCAGAAACAACUCUCUCAACACUCUGGAUUCUGGACUCUGGAGCAAGUGCUCAUCUCUGCUGUCAAAAGGAGAUGUUCUCAGAGCUCAGGGAACUCAAAGGUGGCGAGGCAGAGGAGAUCCAAGGGGUUGGAGAUGCAGUCAGAGUGGAGGGCAUUGGGAAGGUGCCUCUGAUUUGCAAGACCGAAGAGGGAGAGAUGACAGAGGUCAUUCUCGAAGGAGUCAAGUUUGCUCCUCAGGCGCAGGUCAAUUUGGCAGCACUUGGCAAGUUUCUCAGCAAGGGAGCAACUCUGCACAGCGAAGGAAGCGUGGUCAGCCUGAAAAUGGAGGGAGAAAAGUUCCUAGAAGCGGAGAAUCAAGAUGGAGUGUCGGUCAUCAGGACAGUUUCGCAGAAAUCUCUGGCCUUUGCAAUCACUCAAGCUGAUGAGGGAAGACUGUGGCACAGGCGCUUUGGUCAUGCGAGCUGCGAAAUCCUGGCGAAAAUGGCGCAAGAUUCUCUCGUUGAAGGACUCCCCCCAGCAGCAGCCUUCCGAAGAGCCGGCGAAACCCUCUGUGAAGACUGCGUCCUCGGCAAGCAAACUCGGAAACCCUUCUUCCCCAGUAACCGUCAAAGUCAGAACCCCCUCGAUCUAGUUCAUACGGACCUCUGCGGUCCGAUGCAAACGACGUCAGCCGGGGGCGCUCGCUACGUCGUCACUUUCAUAGACGACUACAGCCGGUGUGGGACGGUGCAGCUGCUAAGAACCAAGGAGCAGGCGAAGCAAGCCCUGGAAGCUUACGUCAGCUGCGUGGAAAACCAACUGGGGAGAACGGUCAAGAAAAUCCAGAGCGAUAGGGGCGGAGAGUACUGGAACGGGGAAGUCAAGGCGUUCUGUGCGCGCAAGGGGAUCAUCCAUCAGAAGACCAAUCCCUACUCGAGUCCGGAAAACGGGGUAGCGGAACGGUUGAAUAGGACUCUGAUGGAUAAGGUGCGCGCGAUGCUGUCUGAGAGCGGAUUGAUACAGAAGUGGUGGGGCGAAGCGGUUCUGACUGCGAGCUACGUCAGGAACCGGACGGCGACCAAGACGCACGGGAAGACCCUCCUGGAGCUCUUCUUCGGGCAGAAGCCAAGUGUGAAGGAGCUCCGCGUCUUCGGUUCCAAGGCCUACGUCCACACCCCCGCUCAGAAGCGAAAGAAACUCGAUCCUGUCGCGAAAGCCGGCGUCUUCCUCGGGUACGAACCAGGAACCAAGGGGUACCGGAUCCUGCUGACGUCAGAUCAGAAGACCGUGCUGAUCUCGCGUGACGUCACGUUUGACGAAGCGGAACGGAAGGACCCCGAGGGAGCGGAAGCCUGGGAAGACCCUCCGCCUCUGCCGUCAGUCUCGUCUGAGCCCGUCGAGCCUGAGGGAGAGAAUGAAGAGGCGGAAACGGAAACCCCAGAACCGGAGCCGGAGAACGGAACGGAAGAGGGGAGCGGAACGGGAGAAGAGAGAGCGGAACCGGAAGCGACGGGAAAGAGGGAGAGAAGACCGAGUCAGCGCUACCCCUCGAACGACUGGGUAACGGCAAACCUCGCAAAGGAGACGGCGGAACCGGUGGAGCCGAAAACCCUGGAGGAAGCGCUAAGCAGCCCGGAAGCCGCAUUUUUGUUAGAAGUAUUUGCGCACUGCCACUCGGGCCACACUGGCGCCAGUGUAGCCCGAGUGGCAAAGGACGUUCAUCUCGACAGACCGACUUAUUUGCGGCACAACAAGCGGCUGCCCGCUUCGCUAUGA
Messenger RNA from Klebsormidium nitens, 2634 nucleotides. Lineage: Eukaryota; Viridiplantae; Streptophyta; Klebsormidiophyceae; Klebsormidiales; Klebsormidiaceae. The record is from the annotation of a GenBank genome assembly.